This is a messenger RNA of Eimeria acervulina, 442 nucleotides long. RefSeq lists its product as hypothetical. The transcript is spliced from 3 exons. Lineage: Eukaryota; Apicomplexa; Conoidasida; Eucoccidiorida; Eimeriidae. The record is from RefSeq and is a predicted model, not a curated record. The annotation marks the transcript as partial.
AUGCCGGUUUCCUGGGAGAGAGAUCUGGGGAAGGCGUGCGUAGUAGACAGAGGAAGUCCAAAUGUAGAAAGAAGUGAUCUCUGUCUAGAAGAAACUCAUGAUGCUGUUUCUUCUUUUCCAGUUUCAGAGGUUCAUGAACCGCCGCCGAAGAAUACAAGCAGAUGCAAUGUGCCCUCUGAGAGCAUGUACAAACACCUGUACUGGCGGAGUUUAAAAGACGCCGACAACUUCUGGAAAGAGCGGGCACUAGAGAAACUUCGUUGGUUUCAGCCCUUCACGAAAACUCAACAUGGGUCGCUCAAAGACGGAGAUGUCUCCUGGUUUCUCAAUGGAAAACUCAAUGUGAGAGGCCCUCGGCCCCUUCUGUUGCUGAAGCAGCUGCAGCAGCUGCAGCAACAGCAGCAGCAGCAGCAACAGCAACAGCAGCAGCAAGGGAGCAGUA